AUCGUCGUCUCUUUUAGACCAACAGAAUCCCUCCCCCUCUCAUUCUUCUAUUACUCACUCAUUCACCCUCUCGUCACAUCUCACAUCUCACAUCUUUCCCUCUCAUCUCUUCUUUCUUCCCACCUCAUCUCAAUAUCAACCCUCGAAAUUCCAACACAUACCCACUCCACACGCCUUACACACGUGCGUGCUGCUAAAAAUUACGACUGUCCCACUUUUCUCGUCCACGUUCCGUCUCCACACGUCCGAUUUCAGGCCUUGCAUCCAAUCCGCUCCAUCCGAAUGGUGAGCACCAUCCCAUCUACCAAACACCUGCACACUUCCCCCAUCCGGGGUUCUUGCCACGCAUCAACCAUCAUCUGCAUCUAAACAUCUACGACCACCGCCCAUCAUGCCUGGAAUCCUUCCCAUGAAGGUGAUCAAGGUCGGCUCCAAUGCCACGGCCCGAAUCGCACAAGCCUGCGACCGAUGUCGCUCCAAAAAGAUUCGUUGCGACGGCAUCCGCCCAAGCUGUACCCAAUGCACAAACGUCGGAUUCGAGUGCAAGACGAGUGACAAGCUCAGCCGACGCGCCUUUCCACGAGGAUACACCGAGUCGCUCGAGGAGCGAGUCCGAGCGCUGGAACUGGAGGUUCGCGAAUUGAAAGAAUUGCUGGACGAGAAAGACGAGAAAAUCGACCUCCUAUCACGACUGCACUCACAUUCACACUCUCCACAAGCUGCGAAUUCCACGCCUCGAAGGACAUCAACAUCGCCAUCCCCUUCAGAGCGGGUAGAGGCAAAGCAAGAGAAGGAAGACACAUUCAAGGUUCAUCAGGCCCCAUUGCUGUUGGACGACGAGGAGUCCAGUGAUGCAUACUAUGCAGGGGGCUCCAGCGGCAGGACGCUAGUCGAGGCGUUCAAACAACGCGCCCAAGAAACGGGUCGCUCGUGCUCGGAUGUCAAUUCGGGCGUCUUCUUCGGUGCAGGCUCCAAGUCUUCGGUGACACAAUCGCCAAAGCGUGCCAUCUCCUACAAGGCACCUCCUCGCCUAGUAUCUGACCAGAUGGUCAACAUCUUCUUCCAGGAGUGGGCACCAGUAUUCCCCGUACUCCAUCGACCGACGUUCCUUACGCUCUACGAGGAAUACGUCGCCAGCCCCGAUUCCCUGACUGACAAGAAAUCGAUUGCCCAACUCAAUCUUGUCUUCGGAAUCGCAGCACUAUCAAGCGAUCCCCGCGAUGGACAGGACGUCGAGUCUUUCGAGGCCCAGUGGCAGAGCGCCGUGGAGAGCUUCUUGAUGGACAAUGACGUCGCAACGCUGCAGUGUCUUGUUCUGGCCCAGAUCUUCUGCCUUAUCAAGGCCGACUAUUCCAGGCUUCUCAAGUACAAAGGCUUGGCCGUGGCUCUGUCGCAGCGUCUCGGCUUGCAUCAGUCUCAGAAGCGCUUCGCUCUGGGAGCCUUGACAAGCGAGACCAGGAAGAAGGUCUUUUGGUCGUUGUACACUGUUGACUGUCUGUCUGCUGCCCAUCUCGGCCUCCCCAAGCUUCUUAGGGAGGAAGAUGUGCACUGCGAGUACCCCGUUGAUGCUGACGAUGAAUACGUCACAGAGAAGGGGUUCUUGCCGACCCUUCCUGGAGAGUUCACCAAGCUCUCGAGCGCGUUGGCACUGUUCCGCGUGUCGCGCAUCCUGGCCAAGGUGCUCGCAGAGUUGUACCCCGCGUCGCCUUCGCACGAAAUCUCAUUCCGCACGAUUGCGUCGCUCAGUGACGAGCUUGAGGAGUGGUCCACCAACCUCUCGCCUCACCUGAAGCUUACCUUCCAGCAAGAUAAGCCCAGCACGAACGUGACCAGCAGCCGUUCUCCGAUCUUGUCCUUGGCGUAUCACCACAUCCGCGCACUCAUCUACCGGCCUGCUGUCAUUGCCAACCUUGGCGACAAGGGUUCCUCGGCAAUUGUUGCGGUUGGCGACGCAUGCAAGCAUAUGGUGCAGAUCAUCCAGCUGCUCGACGAACGCAAGCUAAGUUUCUCGUUCUGCCUGAACCGCAAUGAGGUACUCGUGCAGGCUGGUUUCGGCCUUCUCUUCCAGACCCUCAACCUCGACCGUGAUGGCAAGCUCAUCAAGGACUGCAACCGUCUUGUCUGCAGCGUCAUCGAGAUGCUCGAGCGUGGCUCUGCCGCCGGCAGCCACGAGUUCCGCCGUGUGGGAUGCUCGAUGAUCUCCAUCCCGCGCGUGGAGAUGCCCAUCCCGACACUGUCUCGUCACAACUCCGAGGCCAGCAUGAAUGCUCCCUUGGAGACCUUCCGUGCCACGCAGAAGUCGUUGAAGGCUAUCGCGGCGCGGUUCUCUCCAGCGGCGAGGGCCAACCGCCAGGAGUCGGAGACAUCGCGCCGAGCCACUCUGCCUGCAAUCUCUCCAGGCAUGCACGCCAACCCGUCGUCCACCAGCCUCUCUUCGAUCCGAUCCGAACCGCCCGUUGCCCGCUCUGAGCCCGCUUUCAGCCCUCUUUCCGGCCGCUCUUCGCUGUCUGUUCACACCAAGCGCCGCACCAGCAGCACUGUGCGACCAUCGCAGAACCCCAACAUCGACUAUCUCUCGUUUGGCCCUGACCCUCUUGCCAACUACCACUUCGCUACAAACCACCACAACGGCAAGCCUGAAGUGUCAUCUCAGGACUGGGAGCGUCUUUUGUCGAGCUUGGAUAACGGACAAACCAAUAUUUACGACACCAUCUACGGUGGCCAAACUGCCGAUGCUCUUCUCGACUGUCCCCCAAUGUCUGCUGGAGCCGAGGCAAGCCUUGCCUGGUCUCCUGAUGUGUGGAGCUGGGACAUGACGGGAGCAGCCGCCCCACCGCCUCAGAGUGUGCUCAGCUUCAGUGACGAGAGUCUGACAAGCGGAGAGGAGUUUGCCAAUUGCGGCGCUGGUGACUACGGCCAGUCGCCGACAGGCAGUCACGACAGGAUCUAUCAGGGGAUCAUGAUUCCCGACAUGAGCACGCCGAACAGCGGUAUGGGAUUGGGUGGAUUGGAUGGGACCUUUCUAUGAUCUUCUGGCUGGCAAAAGGGAUAUGUAAAAUUUCACGAGACCACGACUGGGAACACAUGGUGUGGAUUGGUGGAUUGGACGGUAUAUCCAGGGUUCGAGGGAGUUUGAUUGAUUCGAAGUUUGAUCGGAUUUUGGUCGAAUUUUUGGGCGGAUAGUAUUCGUUUUUGGACACUUCCAACGAUUGGAUGGGAGAGAGGGGAAAGAGACGACGUUUCUAACAUAUUUUUCAAGAGAUACCACGCACACAGCUACCUACCUAUCUACCUACGAAGUACAAAGAGAGAAGGAGUAGUCCGUUGUCUAUAGUUACGAGCACUUUUACUGCUGUUCUUAUUUUCCGAGUUCUUAUUACAUAGUCGAUUUUGUAGUUACUAUGCAC
Aaosphaeria arxii CBS 175.79 is the source of this 3407-nucleotide messenger RNA. Its product is annotated as transcriptional activator protein-like protein acu-15. Gene Ontology annotation, biological process: regulation of DNA-templated transcription; DNA-templated transcription. The coding region runs from base 392 to 3028 and encodes 878 amino acids. The record is from RefSeq and is a predicted model, not a curated record. Lineage: Eukaryota; Fungi; Ascomycota; Dothideomycetes; Pleosporales. Gene Ontology annotation, molecular function: DNA-binding transcription factor activity, RNA polymerase II-specific; DNA binding; zinc ion binding. The transcript has 5 exons.